Messenger RNA from Closterium sp. NIES-65, 1344 nucleotides. NCBI's taxonomy places the organism in Eukaryota, Viridiplantae, Streptophyta, Zygnematophyceae, Desmidiales, Closteriaceae. The record is from the annotation of a GenBank genome assembly.
AUGUCUCUCAAAACUCAGAGAAGAGAAGAGAGGAGGAACGGAACACUGCAGUGCACUGCAGGACACAACAGAACUGCCACCGGCAGCUCACAACUGGAUUUGAGGCGCCUCAAACCAGCAUACAAGUCACUCCGUUCCCUCCUCACUCCCCCCAUCACUCUGCUGCUCCUCCCUUCCCAGGAGGUACCAGCAGUCAUUGGCUCCCAUUGCUGCUCCUCCCAGCAGGUGGCCUUCUCUUCUGCUCCUACUGCUCCUCACUUCCCAGCAGGUGCCAGUAGUCUCCUCUGCUCCUCUGCAGUGGUGUCAUUGCUACUGCCACCGCUAGUGUCUCCUCUUGCAAUCCCUUCUGCUCCCACUGCUGCUGCCACCGCUGGUGACACUGCUGGCCUUCUCUUCUGCUCACCGCCCCAUCACUUCACAGCACCAGCAGCAGCUUACGGAAGGGAGGUAGGAGCAAGGAAGGUAGCAGUUGUCGUCCCAUCACUUCAUAGCGCCAGCAGCAGCACAGGCGAGAGAGGCGGGACCACAAGGCAGCAGCAGGUGGUAACAGCUCAAUCUUUCUCUUCUCUGCCCCGCAACUCUGCUCCCCCUUUCACUCUGCUCCCCCUCCCGUCUGCUUCAUCCCCUUCACAUCUGCUUCAUUCCCUUCACAGCUGCUUCAUCCCCUUCACAGCUCAUUGGCAGCAAAAGGUAGCUAAAGGUAGCAGCAGAAGCACCACCUCCCAACGUAGCAGCAGCAUCACUCCCCCUUCAGCAGCAGCGCCACUCCACCAAUUCACAGCACCAGCAGCAGCACAUGUGAGGGAGGUAGGAGCGAGGCAGCACAAGGCAGCUAAAGUGGCCUUCUCUUCUGCACACGGGAGGGAGGCAGCAUCAUUUCUCCCACUGCUGCUCCUCUGCUCCUCUGCAGUAGCACACGGGAAGGCCUUCUCUUCUGCUGCCACUGCUGCUGCCACCGCUGGUCCCACCGCUGGCCUUUUCUUCUGCUCGCCUACCCAUCACUUCACAGCACCCGCAGCAGCACGCGGGAGGGAGGUAGGAGCGAGGAAGGUAGCAGCUGCCGUCCCAUCACUUCACAGCACCAGCAGCAUCACGCGGGAGGGAGCUCCAUGUCUCUCCAAUGCUGCAUCUUUGUUCCUCUGCUGGUUCGCCUCCCCUUCUGCUCCCACUGCUGCUGCAACCAGUAAUGUCAAUGCGGGCCUCCUCGCCUCCUCUCCUCCUCGCCUCCUUUCCUCCUCGCCUCCUCUCCUCCUCUCCUCCUCGCCUCCUCUCUUCCUCGCCUCCUCGCCUCCGUCUCCUCCGAUGCUUCUCCUGCAGAAUGGGAAGGAAGGGAAAAUUCUAUGA